This is a messenger RNA of Anopheles merus, 450 nucleotides long. RefSeq names its product transportin-1-like. The transcript has a single exon. Lineage: Eukaryota; Metazoa; Arthropoda; Insecta; Diptera; Culicidae. The record is from RefSeq and is a predicted model, not a curated record. The coding region runs from base 1 to 450 and encodes 149 amino acids.
AUGAAGUAUAGCGACAUUAACAUCUUCAGCCUGACAGGAGAGGUAAAUGAGGAUGAUACCAUCCUCCCGUUCCACAAAUCGCGCACGAUCUCCCGAAAGUCUUCUACCGUAGAUGUAGACGGUUCGGUCCACAUGAUGCGUGGUAUCGCGUACGAUACAGACAUGUACAAUUCUGACGACGAAAAGGAAGACGCUAGCAACCUUUUCAAUUGGAAUCUGCGCAAACUCAGUGCGGCUACGUUCGAACUGCUGGCGAACGUUUUCAAGGAGACUUCCUGUCAAUCCUGUAGCCCGUGCUCAAGAAGACACAAGGAGUGGAUGAUUAAGGAGAGCCAAGUACUGUCGCUGGGAGCGAUCGUUGAAACCCACAUGGACGAUAUGGUGUUCCAUGUGAACAGCUUAUCAUAUUCAUGGGGAGGCGUGUUUGAUGAUGCUCUUGGGGUGACGUAG